AUGGGUGGUAUCACCCUCCUCAUGGCUGGUGACUUCAGGCAAAUGCUACCUGCCAUUCCCAGAGAAACAAGGGCAGAUGAGUUGAGAGCUUGCAUCAAGUCCUCAUAUAUCUGGCAACAUGUCAAGCAGCCUACUCUAACAACCAGCAUGGGGGUUCACAUUCAUGGUGACCCGUUAGCCACACAGUUCUCCAACAAGUUACUUGACAUUGGAAAUGUAAAACUUCCACAAGAUCCAGAAGAUAGUCUGCACCACCUCCCAUGUGGCAAUAUGACUGCCUCCCUUGAAGAACUAAACAGCAAGGUGUUUCCAAACAUUGCCACAAACUAUAAAAAUCACAAGUGGCUGUGUGAAAGAACAAUUCUGGCACCAAGGAAUGAUGCUGUACACAAGCUGAAUCUAAAUUUGUUGUCUCAGCUUCCAGGACCUGAAUGCUCAUACAGAUCAAUUAACUCUGUCCCUGAUCAAGAAUAG
This is a messenger RNA of Octopus bimaculoides (California two-spot octopus), 474 nucleotides long. RefSeq lists its product as uncharacterized. NCBI's taxonomy places the organism in Eukaryota, Metazoa, Mollusca, Cephalopoda, Octopoda, Octopodidae. The record is from RefSeq and is a predicted model, not a curated record.